This is a messenger RNA of Phymastichus coffea, 711 nucleotides long. RefSeq lists its product as uncharacterized. Gene Ontology annotation, molecular function: nucleic acid binding. NCBI's taxonomy places the organism in Eukaryota, Metazoa, Arthropoda, Insecta, Hymenoptera, Eulophidae. The transcript has 4 exons. The record is from RefSeq and is a predicted model, not a curated record. The coding region runs from base 1 to 711 and encodes 236 amino acids.
AUGGUCGAGCGGUUCCACCGAACGCUGAAGGCGGCGUUGAUGUGCCAUGCACAGACCUCUUGGCCCGAGAGCUUACCUUUGGUGAUCCUCGGUUUACGGAACUGCUAUAAGGAGGAUCUACAGGCCUCCCCAGCGGAAAUGGUUUACGGGACAUCGCUGCACAUCCUUGGGGAGUUCUUCGUCAUCACUAGUUUUCCUAUGGAUUCUGCCUCAUUCGUGGCCAGGCUGGUAGAGACGGCCAGGAAGCCCCUCGAGCAACCCUACUCUGACCCGCACGAGGACAUCAGACACCUCAACGAGAAGGUGUACGUGGUCAGGGUCGACGGCGUCGAAGAAACGAUCGCGACCAACGCCUUGAAGCCGGCGUAUCUGGACUCGGCUGACGUUGGUGUCAAGGAGCCACCUGGAGUGGCGGAACGUAGAUCAUCGGAGCCAACAGUGUUACCAGCACCGCUGUCGUCUCCUUUGCCAACGGAGCCGGUUACGGCCGAGCCUUCGCCAUCGGAGUCUGACGGGACCACACCUUCGACUUCAACAGACACAUUACCGACAGUCGACCUCGGCACACAAUGGACAUCGACAACCAUCUUCAAUUACGCAGCUGUCGCAGCCGUAGCCACCAACACCACGGCGGACGAAGCUUCUACUCUUAUGGAGUCGGAGGCGGCGGCGACGAUUAUGCCGGAGCGCAUCGACGUCACAGAUAAUUAA